ACCGAGUCCAGAGCGUGUCGGCUCCUCUCCGCAACGGAAGCCGCGGGAUCGGCCUUCGCCUCCCCAUGGCCUUCCAUUCCUCGGUCGCUCCCAUCCCCUUGGCCCCACCUCCCGGCCCCGGAGCCUUCCACCGAGCCCACCGCCCCGCCGGAGCUCCCCGAGCCGGCGCGCCCGGGAGGAGUCUCGCCGCCCACUCGUCUCCCUCGCCCGACGUCGUGGUCACGCGCGAGCAAGGCAAGAACGCCAAGCUCGUCGCCGCUCUGGAGAAGCAUAAUGUGCACUCUCUGGAGCUUCCUCUUAUUCAGCACGUCGAAGGGCCUGUUGCAGACAGGCUUUCAGCUGUCUUGCGGGAUGAAAAGUUUGACUGGGUUACUGUAACAUCUCCUGAGGCAGCUGCAGUGUUCCUUGAGGGAUGGAAGGCUGCUGGAAGUCCUAAGGUGCGAAUAGCAGUUGUUGGAGCAGGUACUGCAAGAACUUUUGAUGAAGUAUUGCAAUCCAAUGAUGGACCCCUUGAGGUUGCAUUUUCUCCUUCCAAAGCUUUGGGCAAAGUUUUGGCCUCGGAGCUUCCAAGGACUAGUGAGACUGCUUCUAAAGUGUUGUAUCCUGCAUCUGCAAAGGCUGGCCAUGAAAUUCAGAAUGGGCUGUCAGCUCGAGGAUUUGAGGUGACAAGACUGAACACCUAUUCAACCGUACCUGUACAUGAUGUAGAUCCACAGAUUUUAAAGCUUGCUCUUUCAGCGCCAGUUGUUGCAGUAGCUUCUCCAUCUGCACUCCGGGCGUGGCUAAACCUCAUGUCACGGGUCGACAAGUGGAGCAACUCGGUCGCCUGCAUAGGCGAGACGACGGCGUCAGCGGCCAAGAAACUCGGCCUGGAGAGCGUAUACUAUCCUGCAACCCCUGGACUCGAAGGGUGGGUCGAAAGCAUCCUGGAAGCGCUCAGAGCCCACAAGCAACCGUCCAAGCCCCAAAGUUUCGGAGAGGAGCAGGGUUGAUUGACCGGCCGCUGUAGCCUCUACUGUAGUUGGUGCAUUUUUCAAGGAACAUGUGUUUUGUUUUGUUUCCUGCUAAUCACACACACGCUACGCGUGCUUUUGCACCGUGCGUGAAGGGAGCCGGGGCAUCAUCGGCAUGUAAAUCUGGUGAGGCGUGCGGUACGGGCACGGCAUAUGCACAAGUGUUCCCUGAUUCACUGCAACUUCUCUUCUUCAUUCUUUUUUAAGAGAAACUUUUCCUUUUGGCUAA
Molecule: messenger RNA, 1242 nt
Organism: Triticum aestivum (bread wheat)
Lineage: Eukaryota; Viridiplantae; Streptophyta; Magnoliopsida; Poales; Poaceae
Product: uroporphyrinogen-III synthase, chloroplastic
Exons: 10
Coding region: 66-992 (308 amino acids)
Biological process (GO): uroporphyrinogen III biosynthetic process
Cellular component (GO): chloroplast
Molecular function (GO): uroporphyrinogen-III synthase activity
Source: RefSeq, a predicted model, not a curated record